This is a messenger RNA of Aspergillus ochraceoroseus IBT 24754, 2900 nucleotides long. RefSeq lists its product as uncharacterized. Bases 66 to 2855 code for a protein of 929 amino acids. NCBI's taxonomy places the organism in Eukaryota, Fungi, Ascomycota, Eurotiomycetes, Eurotiales, Aspergillaceae. The transcript is spliced from 2 exons. The record is from RefSeq and is a predicted model, not a curated record.
UCUCCGGCUUUCCAGCGGCCAGAGUUGCCCCAUUGCGAUAAUUCCUCAUUCCAAGCUCUCUCGCCAUGGAUUUGCAGCCGCCGUCUGUGUUGGCGCAAUUGCCGCGUCCCUUGCACGCCUCCACAGGGAAAACUCACAUCAGUGAGGUCUAUAGUUUGGCCGACUCAAAGAAGCGCAAGAGAUAUGAAGUCGCAGUUGCGGUAGAUGGGGAGGCCGUGAACAUCUACAAUAUCCAAACCCCCAAGUUGGUCACCUCAUAUGCCGUCCCACCGCAAUCUUCCUUCUGCUGCCAGCCGUGUUCGUUGCGUAGGAAACUCCCAAAGGGGUCGGCAGUGAAAAGGCAGACGUUUGUUGCAGUGAAAAAGGAAAUAAAGUCUUUUCUUGAAGAGAGUGGUGGAAGCGGAUCAAGCGCGCCUACCAUUUCUUCCUCAACUUUCACAAUCACCGAUUCGAGCAGCCCGACCGUUUUCAUUGGCAUUGUACCGGGUCAAACUACGGAGGAUGAGGAAGAAGAGCCCUUUGACAUUCUAGCCGUUCAUCGUGAUGGACGUGUGAGGAGGCUGUCUCCUGAUCUUGGGAGUCAGCGAUGGAGCAUCCAGCAUAGCGAGCUUGCCAAGGGCAGCCCAGCGACUGAAGUUCACGCCUCUUUCCUCCUCGAACUCGACGAGGCGAAAAAGUCCCUAUUGAAAAAGAGACCGGAUCUAGUCUCUCUUUCCCUGGGAGAUUUGGCGCAUCCUGACGCUGACGAGCCGUCGAUUCUGAUGCUUGUUUCGCACCCUGCGGGUGCGAUUAAGUUGAGUGACGUGAAGGUCCACCUGUUCUCCGUUCCUGCGACUACUCCAUCCUGGAGUAAGAGUCUGGACGAGAGCCAGCAGAUGCGACAUUUGUUGACUAUGAACCUUCCGGAUAUCCCCGAGGUAGAGCAACUUGAGACACUCGGGCUUCAGUGGCACUUUCACUCUGGGUCCGCAGGAUUGAAUUUGUCUUUUGACAAGGGAUUCAUCAACUUUGAUCUCUCUCAGUACGCUCCCACCGUGAUCUCGAAAUUCAUUCUUGAUGGAGAAGAUUUCUCAUCCCUUAUGCGCAUCUCUCCCCAGUCCGUUAUCGCAGCCGGGAAAUCAAUGGUUGCUUUGUAUGAUACACAGUACAAGUCUAUCCAGCGAAGCAUUGCGACUGGGGAUCUCCCGGGGGCAUCCAGCCCUAGUAGCGCCAAGACGCGCACUGUGUUUAUUAGCCAUUUUGCCAAACUCGACCUCGUCGUGGCAACCAAAGGCAGCUCUCUGCUCGCUUUUGACCUCGCCUCUUCGCAAAAUACCUCCGGGUCGAAGCGGUCUCGCGACGGUCUCCUGAUCGAUGCAAUUGGGCGGGGUCUUGGUUCUGGCGCGGCAAAAUGGGAGGGACUAUCGAAGAAACAACGUUGUGAUAAUCCGGUGUUGGGCCUCUCCUCGUCUGAGGAGAUCGAAAAAUGGAAUAAGCUGACCAAGGAGCUACGCGACCACGCAAAAUCUAAGGACACCGACGCCUUCGACCGUGGCGUUCAGGCCUACUUUGGCACCCGCGCGUCGAACGCUCUUCCGUCGGCAGGGCAAUACCUCAACCCCGAAAAGAUCCUGUUUCUGCUAUCCUUAAUUUUCACUGUAGAGGGCGACACCCCCAAAGAUAAACUCUCAGCAUCGUCCACGAUCCAGAUGUCUGUCUCCGUGUGGCCAGAGCACACCUGCCGAUGGCUCCUUGAGCAGGGACAUCUGUGCCCCGGCAACGUCGAGGCCGCUGUGCGACGGGCCUUCAAGCCCCGUAUUCUUCCUCAACUGCCAUGCGGGUCCUUCACGCAAGCCAUCAAGGACUCAGAUCCUUCCCUGGAGCGCCUGAUAUCCGCCCUUCAAGGCCCUGCUGCCUUCAGCACCGAUGAAAUCGCCCAAGCGCUCAAGCUCCUCCUGAACCAGGCACGCACCUGCGCCUUGCCGGACGAAGAAGAGCCCCCCAAAGCCCUGACAAACGGCGAGUCAACACCAAACGGCGUCCCCGAUCCUAGCAACACAAGCAACGAGCUCUGCCUGCCCUCACCCGCACCACCCCUCGCAAACAUCUUCCGCGGGCUCAACACCGCCCUCCUGAAAAUCCACACCCACCCGCUCCCAACCAUCGUAUCCUCUCUCCGCUCCGCCCUCUCCAGAACCGAGAUUAUCUCCAUGAUUUACCAUCUCCGCCUCUCCCUCGCGACAGGCGGCCACACCUCGCGAUUCACCGAGACCCCACCAACCCCGAUCACCCCCAACCUGACGACGCCACCACUGCCGCUAUCCACCAUCAUCGACCUCCUGAACGUCUCCAUCGACGCCAUCGGCCCCUCGGGCUGGAUCUCCGCAACCGACUUCAACGACACCACCUCGCGCGACGUCUCCCUCAUCGCCGAAAUGAAGUCCGAAGUCUCCGCCGCCCUCGCCGGCGUCGAAGAAGCCACCUUCCUAACCGGUAUCCUCCGCGAGUACAUCCGCUACGCGCAGCAGAGCGCCGCGACCUCCUCUGUGUCCGUGGUCCCGAGCCAUCUCGACCACGCCGUCUCUCAAGCCGUGGCGUCAUCCAACACCGCCAUCCGCCGCGAGAAGCUCAACGGCGCGGAUCUCCUGGUUUUCGGAGGAGCCGCCGCGGGCGCAGCCCCGGAUGAAGACGGGGACGGCCUCGACGCAGACGCAAGCGGCAAGUUGCUUCCGUUGUCGCUCAGGGCGGCGUCGGACGUCAGCAAGACCAAGGUCAUCAAGGCCACCGGUAAGGUGGUGCAGAGGAGUAAGCGUGAGAUUGGCUAUCUGCGGCGCAAGGCGGCUGGGAAGUACACUUUUGAGAGACUUGUUUUAUAAUAGAGAUAUCCUCUUUUUUGAUAAAAGUAAAAUGAAUGAACAGAC